GGACCAGAAACCCAAACAGAAACAUCCAAUCUUCUCCGUAAGCAACAGAAAUCGUCACACGCUUUUAGUUAAUAUCAGACGGCGCCGUCAACUAAAUCUGUUAAUGAACUAGGGUUUCGUUUUUUCUCCCAACAGUUUAUUCAAUUUUGAAUAAUCUUUCUUUGGGUUUUAAUUGAUUUCAAAAAAAAUAAAAAAAUGGAGGAAUACAAUCAUCAGAUGAGCGAAAACACGAAUUCCAGGAACACCGGUUCUUUUCUGUACGGCGGUCCGGUUCUUCCACCGAGCUCUUCCGUUUACGGCGGCGGAGCUAGCAGCGGAUCGAGCAACCACCACCACCACCACCACCAUCAACACAACCAGUUGCUGCCGGUGAGUACCUUCCAUCUUCAAUCCGGUGACUGUUAUGAUAAUUCCGAUCAGAAUCAAAAUCAUCAGAAUCAGAAUCCGACGUCUGUGAAAACUGAAGCGGUUAGUUCACUGAAUCAGGCUCCUUGGUUCCACAAUCCUUCUGUAAUUAGAGGGCACCACCAUCAAACUGUUCAAGAUCAUCAUCACAGUCAAAGUCAACACCGGCGACCGGAAACCGAACCCGCCGGCGAAGUUGAUGCUAUUAAAGCCAAGAUCAUCGCCCACCCUCAGUAUUCCAAUCUUCUCGAAGCUUACAUGGAUUGUCAAAAGGUGGGAGCUCCGCCGGAGGUGGUGGCACGGCUGGCGGCGGUGCGGCAAGAGUUUGAAGCGAGGCACCGCGCCGGUGGGAGAGAUGAUUCCAAGGAUCCAGAACUAGACCAGUUCAUGGAAGCGUACUAUGAUAUGCUGGUGAAAUACCGAGAAGAGUUAACGAGGCCAUUACAAGAAGCCAUGGAUUUCAUGCGACGCAUCGAAACACAGCUCAACAUGCUAACUAAUGGUCCUGUCCGGAUCUUCCACAACUCCGACGACAAGUGCGAGGGAGUCGGUUCGUCGGAAGACGACCAAGACAACAACAGUGGCGGAGAAACGGGCCAACCCGAAAUAGAUCCACGGGCCGAAGAUAGGGAGCUGAAAAACCACCUCUUGAAAAAAUACAGUGGCUAUUUAAGCAGCCUCAAACAAGAACUCUCCAAGAAGAAAAAGAAAGGCAAACUCCCGAAAGACGCCCGACAAAAAUUACUUAGCUGGUGGGAAUUGCAUUACAAAUGGCCUUAUCCUUCGGAAUCGGAGAAGGUGGCGUUGGCUGAAUCGACCGGUUUGGAUCAGAAGCAGAUAAAUAAUUGGUUUAUCAACCAAAGAAAAAGGCACUGGAAGCCGUCGGAGGAUAUGCAGUUUAUGGUGAUGGACGGGCUUCAUCCGCAAAGUGGGGCCCUCUACAUGGAAGGCCAUUAUAUGGGCGAAGGCCCGUAUAGGCUGGGCCCGUGAUUGAUUGAUUCCGUAUGCAAUAUGGAUUAUGGAAUACUCCCGAUGGAAGAUCCGGUAAGAUUUUGACAGCUCAAGCUUAUAGUUGCUAGAGUCCGUCUUAAUCGUAAUCUCUGUGUUUAUGAAAUUAUUAUAAAACAGAAAAUAGUUUUAAUAAUUCUGCUUAUGUCUUUCGAUGAUUUAAGUGCUGUUUUUUUUUGAUCUUUUCGGAAAAUUAUCUAAAAUUUGUUGUUGCUUUCUUUUAUUAAAAAAAAUGUGUGAAAUAUGUAAACCUUUGUCUGGUAUAAUCUAUUGUUUUGCUCUA
Erythranthe guttata (spotted monkey flower) is the source of this 1696-nucleotide messenger RNA. It is a transcript of the gene KNAT1, whose product is annotated as homeobox knotted-like protein. The record is from RefSeq and is a predicted model, not a curated record. Gene Ontology annotation, biological process: regulation of DNA-templated transcription. Gene Ontology annotation, molecular function: DNA-binding transcription factor activity, RNA polymerase II-specific; DNA binding. Gene Ontology annotation, cellular component: nucleus. Lineage: Eukaryota; Viridiplantae; Streptophyta; Magnoliopsida; Lamiales; Phrymaceae.